GGUUAGGGUUUGUCGUUGGAUCGAUGAUGAAUGGUGUCGUCUUCGUCUCGCUGCUCUCCUCCAUCGUCUCGCGCUUCUUCCGGGUGAGUUAGAUUGCAACAAGGAAUGGGAUGCGGGCGUGCAGGCUUGGAGUAGUGGAUCCUUCCAAUUCCGUGGCCAGGCUGCUACUGGAGCCCUUCGACAAGGCUGUAGCUGCCGCCAUUCUAUCCGAUAAUCUCUCCUCUUGCCUCCUCCUGCCGCUCCUCGCCGAUCCCGGGAGCUCAAAUCCCUCCUCCCCGAUCUCCUCCAGGCAAUCCUACAAGCGGCUCAAGGCGCCCGGCUGCUCCGACGCUUGCUUCCUCCGAGCUCAGGUACGCGGCGGCCAUGCCGGAUCUCCCACAAUCGAUGGCGUCGCGCUUCAAUUCGGCCAAUUCUCCUCGCCCGCGCCUUGCCGCCAUCACAGCUUCUUCCUAGUGGCGUCGCCAUCGCCUGGCACGACUGGAUCGUGCACGGAUCUCCGGGCGUGGUGCUGCGACACGAUUGACACGACGAGACAGGUGCCGCUGGAGGCAGGGGGUUUUGGGGGUUCUUCGUCGCCGCGAAUGGCUGCCCGGCUCGAUAUCCCCCAUAUGGGAGUGAAGAUGGUCGCGUCUGUCAACUUCAUCGCCCUCCACUCCCCCGUGGCUGGCAAGGUCUGGCUGUUUGCUGCCAAGCUCCAGGAUCCCAAAGCUGGCGACUCUAGUGGCUCGCUUCUCCUCCUCAGCUGUGCGCUACUCGACUGCAGUGCUGCUCCGGUCUACUCGAUCCAUCUCUCCAUGCAGCACUUGCUUAUCGGCGAGAUUGGAAGGGUUCGCGUCUUCCCUCUCCGGCCACUCGUCAAGGGCCGGAGUUUGAGUGCGAGGCAAAAGUUAGCGAUCGAUUCUACUGUUGCUGCUCUUCCGCCUCCGUGCGGCGAUGACAACAAGCAGGCGGCUACUCGAGUUCACGCUCCUUUGAAUGGCUUGUACGAAAAGUACCUCUUCAACUCAGUGGUGGUGAAGAAGAACGGUUUCCGAGACCUGAGCCAGGAUGACUCGUCGAGCUUGGAUGAUGAAUUUGUGCCGGAAGUUGGGAAGUGCGGUGAUAAGGAUUGUGAUCACCGAGCAGCAAAGUCAUCACCUAAUCACCAGAAAAACGGUGUUAUGUCACUCAAACACUGCGAAGAGGCGGCUGUGCAGGCGAUCAGAGAAGCACAGCAGUCGAUCAGUGUAGCACUGACCGGUAUGGAACAGGUGGUGGCAAUCCAUCCUCUGUCGGCGACUGCUUUUCUGGCUCUUGAUUCGUCGGGAAAGCUUCAGCUGAUGAGCUUUAAGAGGUCCAUUUUUGCGAAAGGCAGGGCGAGAUCAUCCAAGAGCGCUGUCGUGCGCGUGGACACCAGGUCUGUUGAGGUUCCAUUUCGCGUGUCCUCUCUUGCGGUCGUUCCGUGUGCUACGGACACAGGAGGGGUCAGGACACUGUGGCUAUCAGAUGGAAAGAACUCCGUCUACGUUCUCGCAGUUCCGGAAGACAUGCAUUCUGUUGACGGCGCCAUUGCUCCCCGAGGUUGUAUGCGAGUGAUGCAGGUGCUGUUUGUGGGUGCUGGAACUGAAUCUCUCGUUGCGCUAUCACCGGAGACUGUGUUGGCUUUAUCUGAGGGAGCGCUAGUCGCAUAUGUGAAAGCAGCAAGUUAAAGUCGAUGCUGAGGAUUUUUUUUAUGAUAACCAGUUCAAUACACUACUGUGGGUUCGCCGGAUAGAUUCUGUUUGAUUUGGAUGGCAGAGUAGUGUGGCUUUCUCAAGCAUCAACUCUUACUAUCCUUGCUUGCUGGUGCAAACAAGCUUCGCAGAGGGCCAGAACGAUCGAUGGGGGUGAGGCGGAGUCCAGUAGCAAUUACCCAACGUUGCCUUUGGUCCUGGCCAUGGAAUUAAGCAGGGUUUUAAGGACUGAUAAGAGGUGCGGGAAUUAGCAUUCUGGGGAACGAGGAUGAUAACGACAACGAAGAGGAAAGAAUGCGUUAGUGAUAGAGAGCAGGGAAAUCUCUCCAAAUUCCUUCUUUGAGCGCAAGAAGGUUUCUUCUUUUCUAGCUUGGUAUUCCUCGCAAUAUUUAUAAAAAUCAUAUCAACAAGAUAACUAUGCGUGGACUUUUU
Molecule: messenger RNA, 2144 nt
Organism: Selaginella moellendorffii
Lineage: Eukaryota; Viridiplantae; Streptophyta; Lycopodiopsida; Selaginellales; Selaginellaceae
Exons: 8
Coding region: 111-1688 (525 amino acids)
Source: RefSeq, a predicted model, not a curated record